Neocloeon triangulifer is the source of this 3500-nucleotide messenger RNA. RefSeq names its product probable chitinase 10 (gene Cht7). The record is from RefSeq and is a predicted model, not a curated record. Gene Ontology annotation, biological process: chitin catabolic process; carbohydrate metabolic process. The coding region runs from base 174 to 3188 and encodes 1004 amino acids. Gene Ontology annotation, cellular component: extracellular region. Gene Ontology annotation, molecular function: hydrolase activity, hydrolyzing O-glycosyl compounds; chitin binding. The transcript has 14 exons. NCBI's taxonomy places the organism in Eukaryota, Metazoa, Arthropoda, Insecta, Ephemeroptera, Baetidae.
CUCAGUAGUGCAAGUGAAGGAGCCGACGAGUGAGUGUGUUGCGCGCCUCCGACUUGAAGGAUAUCUGCCUGACCGAGAGAGAAAAGAGCACAAAGCAAACUCCGCUUCGGCCGCACCAGAGACUCUUCUACCCUAAAACGCCACCCUUGACGUUGGGGUGAAGAACUCGCACAAUGGCGUCCUCACGUCUAAGUCUCGUCCUAUUGGCUGCACUAAUCGCCCUCGCCGUGGCCGCUUCAGAAGGUCCGGUUCGCAGAAGACUGCGGAGGCCAGUGGCCAGUAGCCUUACCUCAAGUAGUAGUUCCUCCGUCGCAGCUGCGCCAGCGACGUCGCCGGCCAAGUCUGCGCUUUCGACGCUGCGUUCCCGCGGCGACCAAGAGACGUCGGCCAGCGUCAACCGGCUGCGCGUGCGCAACCGGCUGACCGGCAACACGAAGAGCACCAGCAGCAACGCCGUCAGCACCAACAACGGCGGCCCCGACGAGGACGGCUACAAGGUGGUGUGUUACUACACCAACUGGUCACAGUACAGACCCAAGCACGGCAAGUUCGUGCCCGAGGACAUCGAGCCCGACCUCUGCACCCACAUCAUUUUCGCCUUUGCCUGGCUCAAGAAGGGAAAAAUCUCAUCAUUCGAGUCCAACGACGAGACCAAGGACGGCAAGACCGGCCUCUAUGACCGCAUCAUGACCCUCAAGAAGGCCAACCCCAAGCUCAAGAUUCUCAUGGCCAUUGGUGGAUGGUCUUUUGGCACCCAAAAGUUCAAGGACAUGUCAACGUCCCGUUACGCUCGUCAGACUUUCAUCUACAGCGCCAUCCCCUUCCUGCGAGACAGAAAUUUCGACGGUUUGGACAUUGAUUGGGAGUAUCCGAAGGGCUCGGACGACAAGAAGAACUACGUUUUCCUCCUCAAAGAAUUGAGAGAGGCUUUUGAAGCUGAGGCUCAGGAAGUGAAGAAGCCACGUCUGCUUUUGACCGCUGCCGUCCCUGUUGGACCCGACAACGUUCGAUCUGGAUAUGAUGUCCCUGCUGUUGCUGGAUACUUGGACUUCAUCAACCUGAUGGCUUACGACUUCCACGGCAAGUGGGAGCGCGAGACGGGCCACAACGCCCCCCUGUACGCGCCCUCGUCCGACUCUGAGUGGCGCAAGCAGUUGAGCGUCGACCACGCCGCGUCCAUGUGGGUGAAGCUGGGGGCGCCCAAGGACAAACUGGUCAUCGGCAUGCCCACCUACGGCCGCACUUUCACCCUCGCCAACAAGGACAACUUCCGCGUGAACGCACCCGCCAGCGGCGGCGGCAAGGCUGGCGACUACACCAAAGAGGGCGGCUUCCUUGCCUAUUACGAGGUGUGUGACAUGUUGCGUGCUGGAGCUUCUUAUGUCUGGGAUGAAGAGAUGAAGGUGCCUUAUGCCGUUCAUGAUGACCAGUGGGUCGGUUUCGACGACGAGCGCUCCAUCAGGAACAAGAUGCAGUGGAUCAAGGACAGCGGAUUCGCCGGUGCCAUGGUCUGGACUGUGGACAUGGACGAUUUUUCGGGCACCAUUUGCGGAGGCGGAGUCAAGUACCCAUUGAUUGGAGCUAUGAGGGAGGAGCUUCGUGGAAUUCCUCGUGCCGGAAAUGCCAAGGACAUCGACUGGAGCAAAGUGGCCAACUCGAUUUCAGACAAGGAAGAGGCCAAGCCGGCGCCCAUCAAGAUCUCUGUCAGCGAUCUGCUGAACAGGGCCAAGCCGCAGCGCAAGCAGAGCACCGCCCUCGCCACCGCUGCACCUGCUCUCGUGGACUCCAAUUCCCGUCCUGCUCAAGUCCUGUGCUAUGUGACCAACUGGUCCCAAAAGAGACCUGGCCAGGGCAAGUUCACUCCCGAAGACGUUGACACCAAGCUUUGCACCCACGUGAUUUACGCAUUCGCCACCAUCAAGGACCACAAGUUGACAGAGUCGGAUGCCAAGGACCCAGAAAUGUUCGAGCGGGUUGUCAAACUCAGGGAAAAGAACGCCAACCUGAAGGUUCUUCUGGCCAUCGGUGGCUGGGCUUUCGGCUCCACGCCCUUCAAAGAGCUGACCAGCAACUCUUUCCGCAUGAACCAGUUUGUCUACGACGCCAUCGAGUUCCUGCGCGAGUACAAAUUCGACGGACUGGAUGUUGACUGGGAAUACCCAAGAGGCGCCGACGACAGGGCUGCCUAUGUGAAUCUGCUGAAGGAGCUGCGUCUGGCUUUUGAGGGCGAGGCCAAGAGCUCUGGACAACCGAGACUGCUGCUCACGGCCGCUGUGCCUGCCAGCUUUGAGGCUAUUGCUGCUGGCUAUGAUGUACCUGAAAUCUCCAAGUACCUGGAUAUGAUUAACGUGAUGACCUACGACUUCCACGGCCAAUGGGAAAGGCAAGUUGGCCACAAUGCUCCUCUCUACCCACUUGAAAGCGCUACCUCCUAUCAGAAGAAACUCACAGUUGACUACAGUGCUCGUGAAUGGGUGAAGCAGGGCGCCCCUAAGGAAAAGCUCAUGAUCGGAAUGCCCACUUACGGCCGCUCAUUCACUCUUGUGGAAAAGACCAAGUUUGACAUCGGUGCCCCCGCCUCCGGUGGUGGCAGUCCCGGAAAGUACACUGCUGAGGCUGGAUUCAUGUCCUACUACGAAGUGUGCGACUUCCUGCAUGGCGACAACACCACCCUUGUUUGGGACAACGAACAGCAGGUGCCAUUUGCCUAUCGGGAUGACCAGUGGGUCGGAUUCGACGACGAGCGUUCUCUGAAGACAAAGAUGGGUUGGUUGAAGGAAGAAGGUUUUGGCGGAAUCAUGAUCUGGUCGAUUGACAUGGAUGAUUUCCGAGGAUCUUGUGGAACUGGAAAGUAUCCUCUGCUGAACUCCAUGAGGCAAGAACUGGAGGACUACAGAGUUGGACUCGAGUACGAAGGUCCUUACGAAAGCUCCAAUCCUGGUGCCAAGGGCUACACAACCAAAGAUCCCAAUGCUGUAAGUUGCGAAGAAGAGGAGGGACACAUUUCGUACCACCGGGACAAGCUUGACUGCACAAUGUACUACAUGUGCGAAGGUGAACGCAAGCAUCACAUGCCCUGCCCAGCUCAACUCGUCUUCAAUGCCAAUGAAAAUGUCUGCGACUGGCCGGAAAAUGUCGAAGGCUGCAUGCACCACACACAAGCGCCGCCCGCAGCCAAGAGAAGAUAAGUGAGUUUUAAUGUGAUUGCCGUAAGUGCAGCCCGGACUUGAGGCUCAAGAAUUCAAACGCCUCCUGGUGUGAUCAGUUUCUACUCUGGCCGACUGACCAUGCUUUAUUUAAAAAAAUAAAAAUAAAUAAAUAAACAGUUAAUAGGCUAUUAAAAUUAUUGAAGAUUUUGUAAUGAUUCUCUCUCUCGAAGGGCUCACUCAUUUUAUUAGCAUAGUGGUACAUUAUUUCAAGAAAGUAUGUUUUUUUUUAUUGGUAAGAGUUGGCGUGAGAGGCUAAGUUGAAUAUUCAAAAUGUAGCAAGUUGAGAUGAAU